Molecule: messenger RNA, 2168 nt
Organism: Lycium ferocissimum
Lineage: Eukaryota; Viridiplantae; Streptophyta; Magnoliopsida; Solanales; Solanaceae
Product: acetyl-CoA-benzylalcohol acetyltransferase-like
Exons: 1
Coding region: 136-1455 (439 amino acids)
Source: RefSeq, a predicted model, not a curated record
AUUUCUUAAAUGACAAUCAUUUUCUUUUUUAACUCAAUAGUAGUAUCUUCUCUGUGGAUCUCAUUUACUUGAUUAAGAGAGCCUAUAAAUCAGUAGAACAAUUUCGACAUUUAUAAGCUGAUUCCUCUGCCAACUAUGGAGGUUCAAGUUCUUGCAAGAAAAUUAAUAAAACCAUCCAAACCAACCCCACUUCAUCUUCAGAACCUCAAGUUAUCGCUGUUCGAUCAGCUCGCUCCUCCAUUAUAUGUCUCCAUUGUUUUCUACUACUCGUCCAACGCAGAGGAAAAUGCAGCCUCCAAAAGAAAUGAAAAGUUCAUUCUCUUGGAAGAAUCAUUGUCCAAGACCUUAAAUCACUACUACCCGAUGGUAGGGAGGUUCUCGAACAAUGACCUCUCGAUCAAUUGUAAUGAUCAAGGAGUCGAGUUCAUAGAAGCUCAAGUCGAGAAAGAUCUUGGUGAAUUUCUGCAUCAUGGACCCGAGAUUGAGCUUUUGAAUAAAUUCAUGGCAUGGGAUGUUCCACCAUCAACAUUGUUGGCGACAAGUCCAAUGUUGGCGAUCCAAGUGACUAUGUUUUCGUGUGGUGGCCUAGUAAUGGGAAUACAAUGUUCACACCUGGUGGCAGAUGCUUUUACAUUGGAAAAAUUCAUCAAUGAAUGGGCUUGCAUUAGCAAAUCAGGGGUGGUGGAAAUGUCUUGCUCGAGUAGUUUUGGUGAUUUGGCUUCACUUUUUCCGACUAGAGUAUCAUCCAAACAGCUUCCCCCACGGAGCAAAUUAUCGAAGAUUAUCACGAGAAGGUUCGUGUUUGAUGCUCAGGCUAUAGAGACACUCAGAAAGAGAAUAUUUUUAAAGGAUGCUACCAUUGAACCAACGCGAGUGGUGACAGUCAUAUCUCUUUUAUGGAAGGCACUAACUGGUGCUUAUAUAGCCAAGAAUGGCUAUUUGAAGAACUUCUCCUUGUGCCCAACAAUAAACUUAAGGGAGAGAACUGUUUUACCAAUAACACAACAAAGUUUAGGCAACUUUUGGAUGAGUGGGAUUGCACUUUUUCAGGCGGACAAGAAUGGAACAGAGUUGCAUGACUAUGUGAAGCUCAUGACAAAUGCAAUAAGGGAUACAACCGUGAACGUUGGAAAGGCAAGCAUCGAUGAAAUCUCCGAUUUGUUCAUCAAAAAUCACAAAGAGAUAGUUGGCAAGCUUGUCAGCAGUGAGAAAAAUGCUUGCCCCUUUACAAGUUGGUGCAAAUUUUCUUGGUAUGAGGCUGAUUUUGGUUGGGGAAAACCAAUUUGGUUGAGUGGUAUAAGUAGAGCUUUUGAAGUAAUUAGUCUGAUUGACACCAAAAAUGGUGAUGGAAUAGAAGCUUGGGUGAGUUUGAAGGAAGAAAUCAUGGUUGAGUUUGAACAAGAUCCUGACAUUCUGUCUUUGGCCUCCAAAAUGAAAUCUCCUACAUGUUACUAAUUAAGUUGGAGGAUAAAGUGACUAACUAGUCUAGAACAUUUGUUAAUAAACAUGGAUCUGCAAUUCAAAAAUUUCCUCCAUGUACAAUCUUGUAUUUGUAAUCUUAAUACCAAUUCAGUGCUUAUAUUGUUAACUGGUGAGUUUUAGCAUCGACAGACUCUUCUAUUUAAUGGCUCAAUUCUAAAAAGAGAGAGACUGAUCCUGUCAGAUUUUUCAUUCAAGCAUGAUGAACGAUAUCCAUGUAUCCUGUCAGUCCUUACAUGAUAUCCUUUACUGUUAUUGUUUAUAAAGAUGUAUGAGUGGUGCAUGCAAGCUUGGGCAGCCAUAGUAAUGGGAAUGAUUUCAGGGAGCAUUCCAUUGUUCUCGACGAUGAUCCUCCACAGAAAGUCCACUUUUCUACCGAAGGUACGAAAUUGGUACUUUAGUAUUAUUCCAUUUUGUAAAGACUACUUGUCCUAUAGAGUAUUGGCAUUGUCUUCAUGGUUGUUGAAAUCGAAUAGUCUGCAUGUCAAAAUAAGUUGCUAUCCAACCUUCCCCUGUCCCUACGGCUCUUACCAUGUCGUACUCGAAUGAAGGAGAAAAGUAGGUAAGCACUAAAAGUUUGAACAACUUGCCUUUAUAUUGUUGUUAUCCUACACAAACAAAAUCUCUAGUAUAAUGUUGAGUCCUACAUUGGUAGCUUAGUCUUGUUAUACGGUUUCGGCAAUCCUCAC